GAAAGGUUGUGUUGAAGCAAAGAGCUGCACAUAUUGGGUUACACUAUUCGGGAGACAAAUCAUUCCAGAUAAUCGGAAACGACCAAAUAUUUAAAACAAAGGUGUAUGUGACUGUCAGAUCCUAGAGCACUCAGGUUAUUAAUCAUGGAUUACAUACUUCCAAUAACAUCGCUUCUGAUGAUAUUUCUUCUAUCAGCUUAUAAAUGGGUAAGAAGAAUGAGAAAACGAACAGAAGGCCGUGUUCCCAUUGUGAGUGGUGGUAGAAAAUUGAGUGACAACGAAAUGUUGUAUUCUGACCUCCAUGAUCUAGGUAUAUGUAUUGUAUCGAAUGCUAUUUUCAUAGAGUCAAAUAUUCAGCUUACUGAAGAUAUGUUAAGAAAGGCAGCAAUUAUGAUAAGAAAAAGACAUCCACUCUUACGUAUGCGAAUAGUUGAUGUUAUUGACUCCAACGGUUUUGUGCAAAAAUUCUUUCAACCAGUUGAAAAAGAGAUUAUUGAUGUAAAGACUAUAACUGCAGAUGAUUGGAUUGAAGUCCAUUCUGACGAGAUGAGCAUGCCAUUUAAUGCUCAGAAAGGCCCACUCUGGCGAAUGCGACUCCUGAAUAAUCACGUAAGUGCAACUACGACAGAUGGUGUACAUACAAGUAUUUUGAUCCUGACAUUUCAUCAUUCAAUUAUAGAUGGAAAUACUGCAAUGCGAUUUGUGGAUGAACUUCUUGACGGACUUAAUUCCGUAGUUGAUGGCAAAUAUUACAUUCCUGAAAGCCUUCCAUUGUAUCCAUCCAUGGAAGAUACCAUUGAGAUUCCUGAUAUGCGAUGGUGGCAUAUAUUAUGUCACUUAAUUGAUAUGGGAAAAAAGAGUGUUUUCAAAUCCUCCAAUCCUUAUAUAGAUCGAUUUGGUUUGGAGAUAAUAAGAAAUCCUGAUGUUCAUCCAGCAACGAAAAUAAUUCCAAUUGAGUUUUCCAAACUGGAGACAACACUUAUAAAAACAUAUUCAACAACACAUGGCGCUACCGUCAAUGGUGUUCUUCUAGCUGCUGCCCUAAUUGCGAUGGCUCGAAUAAUUAAUGGUGGGAAAUCAGGAAAAGAUAUGAACUUGAAAAUUGGAUUCCCUUCUAAUGUGCGAAACAUGUGCAUGCCUCAUGUUGACGCUAAAGAUAUGUUGGGCAUAUACACAUUCAUGGAUUUUAUGAACACAGAUGUAUCAUGUUCGAUUGAUGAUUCUAGUUCGUUUGGUAGUUUUGCAUCAAGUCUUACCAAAACAACUCAUGCAAUGAUAAGAAGAAAAGAUGGACAACGUAUUUUACAGUUUGCCAGCAUGAUAUAUGAUCUGGGUAUCAGUGUUAAGCAGUUGCCUGCAGAUAGUUUUGAUGCUGCAACUGUUCUCUCAAAUUUAGGAAACCUCCAGUACUUGACAAAGGAAAAACCACGUGCAUUUGAGAUAACUCAUAGUUAUAGAGCUACAUCCUCUGAUAAAGGAAACGUGUUUUCCAAUUAUGUUGCAACAAUUCAUGGUCGACUAUGUUGGACAGUUGCAUAUGAAACAGAUGUAGUAUCGGAAGAACAAGCCAAGACAUUUGGUGAUAUGGUUGUUGAAAUACUAACAAAUAUGUGUAUUAAUAAUCAACAUUGA
Molecule: messenger RNA, 1632 nt
Organism: Saccoglossus kowalevskii
Lineage: Eukaryota; Metazoa; Hemichordata; Enteropneusta; Harrimaniidae
Molecular function (GO): catalytic activity
Source: RefSeq, a predicted model, not a curated record